Messenger RNA from Didymosphaeria variabile, 1206 nucleotides. RefSeq lists its product as uncharacterized. NCBI's taxonomy places the organism in Eukaryota, Fungi, Ascomycota, Dothideomycetes, Pleosporales, Didymosphaeriaceae. Gene Ontology annotation, molecular function: protein binding; 6-phosphogluconolactonase activity. The transcript is spliced from 2 exons. The coding region runs from base 1 to 1206 and encodes 401 amino acids. The record is from RefSeq and is a predicted model, not a curated record.
AUGUAUCGAGCAUCUUUGUCCCUGUUGGCAGGCCUCAGCUUCGUGCCAACUUCGAUCUCGGCGCCCACAGCUUCCUCAGCAACAUUGCUUGCUGCUCACUACACUGGAAAGUUGUAUACCCUGAGUUUCACUUCUACUGGGACCACUGGAACUCUUACUGUUGGCUCUCCAGUAACAGGAUGCGGUACCACGCCGGCAUGGCUCGAACUGUACCCCAGCGACCAAACCCUCUACUGCUUCGACGAAUCGUGGAACGGAAGUGGCAGCAACGCGGUGUACUCUGUCGGCAGUGACGGGAAGCUGACGCUCAAGUCGUCGGCCAAGACACCUGGAAAUUCUGUACAUGGAAUUUUGUACGGAGGAUCGGAUGGAAAGGGCUUUGCCGCUACUGUAGAAUAUUCGCCUUCUACACUCACAACCUUCAAGCUGCCGCUUUCUAGCAGCACCAAGGCAUUGACAACGGAGAAAUUUACUAUGGCACAAAAAGGCCCCAAUUCGCGUCAAGAUGUCCCUCAUCCCCACGAAGCUUUGCUCGACCCGACUGGGAAGUUUAUGCUCGUGCCAGACCUAGGUGCCGAUCUCAUUCGCAUCUUCAGCAUCGAUGCUAGCAGCGGCAAACUCACCUCGUGCGGAACAGGCAAGACAGACCCUGGAGAUGGACCUCGACAUGGCCAGUUCUUCUGGACGAACAAAGACUCGGCCCAACCCCAAAUAAUGUACACCGUCAACGAACUUGGAAAUUCCGUCUCUUCCUGGACCAUCACAUAUCCUAGCGCUGCUGGAGGCUGCAUCUCGCUCACCAAGUUGCAGACGCUCUCGACGUACGCCCCCGGCACCAAGGGAGGACCGACGACCAAAGCAGCUGAAAUCCGCGUAUUUGGAAACUUCCUAUAUGCGACGAACCGUGCGGAUCAGACGUUCGGCAGUCAGAAAGACUCCAUCGCUACAUAUACGAUCGAUCCUGCGACCGGAAAGAUCACCUGGCUGGAGGCAGCGAACUCGUACUCCUACUACCCUCGUACGUUCCAGAUCAACAAAGCGGGUACACUUGUAGCGGUGGGCGGACAGACUAGUUCAAACGUUGCCAUCAUCAACCGAGACCCUAGCACAGGAAAGCUGGGAAGCUUGGUUGCAAGUGUUGUGGUUGCGACACCGGGACGUGCUGGCGAGGAAGACGGCCUCGCUGCUGUGGUCUGGAACGAGUAG